Molecule: messenger RNA, 953 nt
Organism: Lolium perenne
Lineage: Eukaryota; Viridiplantae; Streptophyta; Magnoliopsida; Poales; Poaceae
Product: co-chaperone protein p23-1
Biological process (GO): chaperone-mediated protein complex assembly; protein folding
Cellular component (GO): cytosol; nucleus
Molecular function (GO): Hsp90 protein binding; protein-folding chaperone binding
Source: RefSeq, a predicted model, not a curated record
GCCUUCCAUUCCACUCCACCGCAUAUUAUACGCGCCGCAAACAUUCUUCCUCCCUCGGGUCCUCCUCUUCUUCCCCAGCUACUCCCCGGUCCUCACAGUCGACUCUAAACCCUAGCGCCCGGAUCCCCACGCAGGAGGAGGAGAGGCAGGCCUCGCAUCCGAAAUUCCCGAAGAGCACCAUGAGCCGCCACCCGAGCACCAAGUGGGCGCAGAGGUCCGACAAGGUGUACUUGACCAUCGAGCUCCCCGACGCCAAGGAUGUGAAGCUCAACCUGAAGCCUGACGGCCAUUUCAACUUCUCAGCCAAGGGCUCUGACGGCAUGCAGUAUGAGCUUGACCUUGAGCUCUUCAGUGCUGUCAAUGCCGAGGAGAGCAAGGCGGCGGUCGCCCCGAGGACUAUAUGCUACCUUGUCAAGAAAGCCGAGAGCAACUGGUGGCCCAGGCUGCUUAAGAAGGAAGGCAAGCCACCUGUGUUCCUCAAGGUUGACUGGGAUAAGUGGCAAGAUGAGGACGAUGAAGAUGCUGAGCUUGGUGAUGACUUUGGUGGCAUGGACUUCUCGAAGCUGAACAUGGGAGGUGUUGACCGUGAUGAUUUUGAGGAUGAAGAUGAGGAUGAGGAUGAGGAUGAUGAUGAUAAUGUGGUUGACAGUGCUAACAAAGAGGAUGAAGACCCUGAAGCAGAAGGGAGCAAGGGAGAGGAAGCCCCAGCAGCCGCUGUGGGUGAAGCAAAGCCAUGAGAAACAUGGAGGCGGUCGCUAUCCAUGCCUUCUUUGUAAUGAUCAUCAUAUCUUUGUUUAGACCCUACGUAGAAUUUCUGGUGUAAACUCUUGAGAAUGGAUCACUGCUCCUGGAGUAAGGAAGUAGGUGUCAUGUUGGUAGUUUUUGGCUGAAACUCAGGGGCUAAUGUCAGUAUUUGACAGUGUUAUCUUAUAAUCGCUAGCUAUUCUGGAUUC